This is a messenger RNA of Anthonomus grandis grandis, 6813 nucleotides long. Its product is annotated as angiomotin-like protein 1. The transcript is spliced from 16 exons. The coding region runs from base 206 to 3124 and encodes 972 amino acids. Lineage: Eukaryota; Metazoa; Arthropoda; Insecta; Coleoptera; Curculionidae. Gene Ontology annotation, biological process: actin cytoskeleton organization; regulation of cell migration. Gene Ontology annotation, cellular component: bicellular tight junction; plasma membrane; cytoplasmic vesicle. The record is from RefSeq and is a predicted model, not a curated record.
ACUGCAAAUGGAAUUUAUGGAAUGUUUGGAAUGUUGACAUUAGGAUUAUGACAUAUCGGUCUGGCAUUUAUUUUUAUUUAUGAAAGUGAGGAAGUUCAUCAUAGUGUAGUUAAGUCCUAAUUCUCCAGAAUUUUAAGUUAGUCGACUCAUUAAUCCCAUGCUCUUCCACUUUUACUAAAAAGAAUCUCUCAUACAUGAUCAAAUUAUGCAGCAAUCAAAUCGUUACAGAUCCUACUCAAUUCAGGUUGGCCAAGGACAAGGUACAUUUCCACAAAGCUUGAGUGGAAGUGAAACGGAUGUGUCUACAUCAAACGAAAAUUUAUCAAAUGAGGAAAAGUAUGUCAUAAGACACACUCCCAGGCAGGAACCUCAGGGCCAAGAAAAUUUGCAAGCCAGCAAUAGAAGUUCUUUACGGGAUAGUCUGCCUUCUAACCGUAGUUCUUUGGAUGUCUCCUCUUCCUCAUAUAAUACAUUAAUUAUUCAUAGUGCUGGUGAUGAGCCUUGGACAGGUCGAAAUUCAGGACCUACAACUUCUUCACAUAGUUACCUUCAACAAGCAGCCUUGUAUGAUUCAAAAUCAUCUGGUGCUAAACGAAGUUCUGCUUCUCCAUCUCCUUCCAUUGCUAGUACAGGUGUUCAAGAAAUAACAGAAAUACCAGAUGACUACCUCAGCCAAUCAAGUGUUUUAAAACAUCUUGCCAAAGAAGUAAAGGCGCCAUCACCCAGUAACACAGUAACUCAAGAGUCAAUAAACGAUCUGAUUGGGAGGUUUGAUGGGGCCUCCAUAGAUAUAAACAAUCUUCCGCUUCCGAAUGAAUAUCCGACCAAAUGGGCGGAUAAAUCACCGUUACAAGCCGCUGUCAAUAAUACAAGUAAGAUAAAUAACGACAAAUUGACUUUGUCCAAGUCUCAACCAGACUUAACUUCAAUUGGUGUGGGAAAAUCUGACUUUGCUGGAUUUCGAAGAGGUGUUUCUGCACCAAGACCGCCCACAAAAGGCAGGGAAGAGAACGAAUCUAAAAGCGAGGAAGUGUGGCCUUCAUCCGAAAUGGUUGAAAUUCUAAUACACGAAAAUAGCGCCCUCAAACAUGAGCUGGAAAAUUAUUAUCAGCGCGUGGAAAAAACUCAUAAACUUGAACAAGAAAUCCUUAAAGUAUACAAGGCUCAUGAAGAACUUGUUCAAUCUUGCGAGAGAAGGGAGAGACUAGAGAGAGCUGCUAGGGCGAGACUACAAACGGACUGUCGCAGAUAUCAGGAUUUAAAUAGGGCCUUAAGAGAACAGGUCGACUUAUUAUCUACUCAAGUUCUUAGCAGGUCCCCUAUACCUGAUGCCAACGGCCCCGACAGUUUAAGGAGAGAAUUAAGCAAAAGAGAAAGCAUUAUUAAGCAAUUAAUUAUGCAAAAUAAAGAGUUAGCUGCAGCUAAGGACCGACAAGAAAUUGAGCUAGCAGCUCAGCGAGCUACCCUUCAAGAGCAAAGGACGCACAUUGAUAUAUUGGAUACUGCUUUGACGAAUGCUCAAGGCAAUGUUGUUAGACUUGAAGAAGAGAAUCGCAAGAAACAGGUCUACGUAGAACGAGUAGCACAACUGCAGAGAGCAUUAUACUCACUACAGCUGGCGAGCGAUCGACGAGAAGAAACCGAACGAAAAUUACGAUUACAACUUGAGACUGAAUUGCAAAGAGCAAAAGCUGUUCAAGGGGAACGUAAAGGCGGAUGGGAUUCACCAAUUGCAUCAGGCGGCGAGUCUGCCUCCGAACUGAAACGUCAGCUAAGAGAAAAGGACGAAAAUAUUAUGAGACUCGAGGGGGAAUGUGCCAAGUGGGAACAGCGAUAUUUGGAAGAAAACGCAUUGAGACAGGCUGCAAUAGAUGCUGCUAGUAUUCCAAAGGAUGCAAAAAUAGCGGCUUUAGAAAAAACCAGCCAGGAAACCGAGAGAAUUAUUGCCGAAGCCAGAAAUGAGAAAAUCAGACAUAUGGAUGAAGUCCAUGCGGCACAGAAAAAAGUCGCUGAUUUGGAAUCGAGGUUAAAAGAUUUUGAAUCCAAAUUGGCAGAAAAAGAUGCAAUGAUUAAAGUUCUACAAAAGCACACAUACGAUAAGGAUGUGUCGAUGUUGGGAAGGUCUCCACAUCAUACCCCCCACCCCAGUUUGGGAGGUACUGAUAUGGACCUAGGACUUGGCGCUACUGUUUCCCGAGAAGAACUUGUAUCGCGGUCGGCGGUGAGUAGCGUUUUAACAAACUCUACAGCUUACGGGUCAGGUAACUCAUAUACGAGUAGCGAGACCUCGUACCACAUGCCGUCCUACAGCCAAUUCGAUACGAACAAAAAUUUUGACGCGACUAAGCAACAGUUGGACAAUCAGCUGAAAGAAAUCGACAGUCAAUUGGACACGCAACUUCUGAGCAAGCGGGGCCUAUGCUGUUUUCCAGGAAUUCCUAAUCCGAUGUCUACACAAAGAAAGGGUAAGCUACCCAAACCGUUGCUGACAAGUGUGACCGCAUCCGGAGGAAGACAAUCACCCUACGACGGCAGUAGCUCUUCGACAUUUUUCGUUUCACCCAAUAACAGGCACGAAAGUAAUGAGAUGAUGUUGCUUGAAAAGCAAGGCCGAACUUCUCAGCAACAAAGAAUGCCCGAGCCAACUAGUAAUAACAAUGCGCAAGACGGAUCGAAUAUUUGUCCUUCGCCUAGUUCGUUACCUAGACCACCUCGUUCUUCUCAUAGGUCGGGAUUGCCGCGUAGAAUGGGCGAUUAUAAUCGUUUGGAGAGUAAUGAGUCGAUGCGCAAAAACUCAAAUGGAGGAGACUCCUUAUCUUCCAACGCUAGUUCCAGGCGAGCUUCACCUGCUCGCUCACUACUCCAACCGCCAAGGAAGUUGGGAGAGUAUGGAAGACUAAGUGAAAGUGGCGCAAGCUCAGCCAGCUUGAGAAAAUCUUCUACUCGUGUAAGAAGCGGAAGUGCAGGAGAAAGAGAUUCAGCUUCUACAUUAAGCGAUAAUUCGGCCAGUUCCUUACCAACUCCGUCUAAAAUACGAAUGUACGGGGGUUUAAGACGUGGGAAUUCUUUGGGGAGAGAGUCAAAGAGUUCUGCUGAUCCUAACAAGUUUAGGAUUCAGUUUUGAUGCUCUUAGGCUUAUUACAGGUGACUUGGACACUGAAAAUAUGUGAAACGUGUUAAUAAUUUUGUAGGUUUUAAAUGAAGUAAUAUCACAAAUUAUCCUAAGACGAAUACGAAUCGUAUCGAUAGAAGUUCCAACCCCAUAUCGAGGGUCAAAAAGCAGGACCUUGUAAGUAACAUUUUGGAAAUUUUUCAGGAGAACAAUAAAAUUUUUGUAAUAAACGACAAGUAAUGAUUUUUUUCAUUUAUUUAUUUAGCAGGAACAUAAUGACAUCAGUCUAGAAAAAAAUUAUAAUUUUCUUUUUUUUAUAAAAUGAACUACAUUUACGAGAUACUGUGUCUAAAUAAUACAGAUACGAGGAAUUGCAUUCUUAAAAAACUACGAAAAAAACACAAAUAAAUUUUGUGUAUUUAUUACAGAAAAUAAAAUAAGAGAAUAUUCAAUAUUUUCUGCAAAGGAGUAUUAAACAUUAUAAAAAUUUGUGUACUAAUACCCUAAACCUAUUUCCUAACAUAAUUAAAUAACUAUUAACAUUCUAAUAAUAUCAUCACAUUAUCAGGUACUUAAAAAAGUUUGUGAUCUGGUUGGUGAUCUUUUUCUAAAUUUAAAAACAUCUUUUUAGAAAAGUAUUUUUUAUGUAGCAGCCUAAUACAAAUAAGAUUAAAUUUAAAAAAUGAAAAAUAAAAGCUGACAAAACGUUUCUUACGUUUCUAUAUUUUUACUUGUAGGGCAACUGUUCAUAAAAACAACUCCAACAAUCUUUAGGAAUUGUAGCCUUAAUGCUCUGUAAAUUAUCAUACUUUUUUUUUGUAAUUGGAAGAGGCGAUUGGUAAAGAGGCGGAAAUAUUACAUUGUUAAAGUCAACAUUUUUUGGUCUUAGGGGAAGGGGGUGAAAGUCUUCGUCAGAAAAUUUUAACUUGAUUGAAAUUUGCCCAUUACAAUAUUGUAACGCUUUAAUAUUGGUCACAAUAGCCCUAUCAUUAUUCAUUCUUGAAGGCCGAAUCCAGGCAAACUUUAAAAAAUCUUUAUGGCCGUAGUUUUUGAAAAACUCGUAGCCCAUAUUCUUUACCAAAUAGGAAUUUUUAAUACGUGCUUGCUUAGUGAUUUUUAAAUAACCACUUGGUAAAUAGAUUUCUUUGUUUUUUAAGCAGGUUUCAAUAGCACUAUGGACAGAGUCACACUCCAUCUGAGUGUGACCCUUUUCCAAAAACUUUUGCGUAAUUAAAACAUCAUGCUUCUCUGAUAAAUAAAGAAGAAUAUUAGCGAGCACACUAUUCCUAUUUUGCGCCGUACAGCCAUCAGAAUAAAUAAUAAUAGGUCUUUUGGCCUCUUGGAUUAAAAGUUGCUCUUGUAAGUAGUAUACUAAAAAGGAAGCAUAAACAGAUGCUUGCCCAUCGGCAAUAGUUUCGUUAAACCAAUAACAAACGGCUUGGUUGUUGACUAAAUUAUAAAUCGUAAAGUUAUGGCAACACAAUUUCUGUUUAUAGUACAACGUGCUAGCUGGUAUUUGCGGAGAUAGAUUCACAGCUUGCACAUUCAUGGUAAUCAUGUGAAACUCACCAUUUAUCGCCUUCUCCUUAUCUAUUUCCUUUUCACGUCUUGCUGAAUUUUUUUCUCAAUGUGUUCCUCAUAUUCUUUCGCUUCUAUAUCUUCGUUCUUAUACUUAAAACAGACUCACAUUGGUCCUUUCUAGGUCGGAAUAUUGAGAUUUUCAUUUCGUCGGCAAGUUUAGUCAUUGUAAUAAUUGACAUUGGAUUUUGCCCCUUUUCUUGGCAUUGCCCCAUGUAGACACGGUAUAAAUCGGACCAUGACUGAAAAGACUGUUCCAAGUACAUUCUGUUGGACAGUAAUGUGAAGGAAGCUUGUUUAAAUUUUGAAGAAACUCGGUAAGAAAGUUUCUGUCAUUUAAAAAAAUAUCUUGUCGUUUUUCUCUCCUGCUUAUAUCGGUUUGGUUGCUACUAGCCAUGCCAUUUUCAGAAUUCAUCGCCCAGGAUCGUACGGACCAUUCUCCGAGAUUAAGGGUAUUCAAGUACAUUUUGAUUUUUUUUUACAAUUGAUUUGUUUCGACGGCCUCUUUUUAUCGCAUACUUACAGUAUUUCCAACAAAAACUUUUCGCUGCUCCCAAGUCAUAUCUUCCCAGAAUUUCUUGAAUAACUUUUCUCGAUCCUCGUUUGAAAUAAGAAAACAUUUUUUUGUAGCAUCCUUCACUUUUUCGUUGUUUAAACACUUACACCUUUCUUUUAUCUUCCUUUCCUGGCGAUUUUUGUUUUGAAACGUAUUUUUUUGAUUUUUGGCCUUUGUGAAUCCCAUGUAGCUUUUGCCUAUCAGCCUUAGUUUUUGUUAUUAAUAGCCCUUUUAUUGUAUCCUUUUCGCUUUCUAUUUUCAUGUUCACCUACAGGUUGUUCUUCUAAAUCGCUAUCCUCUUCUGAAAGUUGCCCUUGCGGUCCUUCAUUUGAAUUGUCUUCGACCAUACUUUCUUCAGAUGAGUCGGAGUCAUCGGGCUUCAUAGUGGCGUCGUAAUCAGGAUCAGAUAAUGUGUUUUCUUCGGGUACGUCAUCCGUAAAUGAAUUUGUAACGCUUUCACCCAAACUGGCUUCCAUAGAGUUUGUUUUAAGGAGGGGAUCUGAUAUCGUAGCUUCUUUGAUUUCCAUAUUUGCCGUUUGAUCGGGAGAGGUGCUGAGAAUUCCUGGCUCUGAAUAGCUUUCGAAUACGACUUCCGCAUUAUUGAUUAGUUCAGAAAUAUCCUCAGGGCUUAGAAUUUGGUCCAACUCAAGCUCGAGUAAAGACUCAUUGUUAAAAUCACUUAUAUUUGACAAGUUCAGGUCAUUUUCUUGUUCUAGGCAUUUAGUUACUGUAUUUAAUUUAUUUGAGUUUAGAUUUUUAGCCAUUGCCACCAUUUUUCUUGCUCGGCUAGACAUUAUAAUUGUAUUAGUAGUCUUAAACAGCAACUCGUAAGUGUUACCUGGAAAAAAAUGUGGUUUAGGCAAAGAAAAAUUAUAUUUAUUAUAAAAUAAAUUAAACACAAACUACUUUAAAACAACUAUUUUCAAAGUGAUAUAAAAUUUUAGCUAUUUUAAACAUCUUACCGGCCAAAAACACAAAGCACUUCCACGAACAACAACAGUAACGGUCGCUAACAAGGGUUAACUGACAAAUACGAGGUAAUGCUUUCAAAACUGACGCGAAUGUAAAUACGAGGUUAUGAUUUUUGCGAUUUGCCGUUAAAAUUAAAAACUGAUUAAUAUCUAACUUGGUCAACAGAUGCCACCAUCUAUUCUAUGCAUAAUGGUAUAUUAAAACUAAUUUAGCCAAAAAUGUUAGUUACGAGGUCCUGCGUUUUGACCCUCGAUCCUCCAUCAGGUCCACGCUAUAAUCACGUACCAGAAUAAGCCAUAUUUUAGCUAGUGAUCUCAUAUUAAGCAUAGAAAUUAUAAUUAUUACCUCUGCUAGUUUGCAUAGACCAGGGCUUUAUGCUCCGAUUUAUUUAUAUACUAUUUAAUUCGUUAUUUACACUGGAAGUAAAUAUCAAUUUCCUAAAUGUUCUACACUUAAAGCAAAUGCUUUUUGAGAUAUUUUAAACUUUAUGCAAAAACUGACAAAUGCAAUAUGUCAAAAGAUAAGCAGUUUCCUUAUAGGAAGGUUUUAAUGUUUAAAUUUAGUAGUUUGCCUAAUAAAAUAGAUUUGUUAGAUC